Heterotrigona itama is the source of this 1669-nucleotide messenger RNA. The record is from the annotation of a GenBank genome assembly. Lineage: Eukaryota; Metazoa; Arthropoda; Insecta; Hymenoptera; Apidae.
AACUUUAAUCCUUUACGAGACAUUUCCAUUCCGCAAGAUAAACAGAGCAGCCUGUACAGAAGAAUUGAAAACGUAAAGUUGAAUUUUAUUAAAAGUUAAUUUGAUGAAAUAUAUUCAGCGUGGGCGGUAGAAGCCCUUGCACCCAUUGCCCUUAUUUAUAGCGGUCAGUACGGAAAUGUAAAUUGAUUUUAUUGACACACGUAGAUAUAUAUUCUAUUUAUUACGAUUUACAUUGAAAAUAUUGAAGUAUGUUUUCUUUUUUCUUUUCAAGCAAAUUCACGACGCAAGCACAAAGGAAUGAAAGCAUUUUUUUCGCUGUUAAUUCACGUCAGCUGAAUAUUUAAUCGUGAAAAUUUCAUACCUCGUUGUAAAUAUUUAAGCACUACGAGAAAGAAGUAUAUACAGACUUAUUUUUCGUUUUAAAGUUCAAUACAUUGUCAAUUACCUUCGUAUUCACUAAAAUGUUUUUUUUUUACAUGUUGAUCUUACGUCUUAAUAUUAUUUCUUAAAAAGUUAGUACACUAUCAUUUUCAUACCAAAGUAUACCUCUUCUUCAGUGAACGAUCGUUGCAACUAAAUUCUAGAUAUUUGACAGGAGAAUAAAAGACACAAGAAUACAAAUAAUGUAAAAUAAUAAUAUGAUGAUAAAAUGAAUUCUCGUUUCUUUCGUUACAUUCGCAGAGACACGAGCUCAUGCAAACGUCCGCGAUUUAGCUAGAGUUCAAAGCAAGAUCAGAGCGAUGAUCGAAAAUAUUUCACUCUGAAUCUAUUGUUUCUUUUUUUUUUUUUCCUUCGCAGAAUGCCUAACGAAAACGCGCCAGUGUGCGGGUGCGGAGUUGUGGUGGAUCUGCCAAAAUCACGAAAUGGCGCGCUGUCCUCGAGGAAGCUGACGAUCCGAAUACCGAAGUCGAAGGGCGGCAAGUCGGACGGGCGGGCUGCCAAGAAACAACAAGACGACGCCCGUGGGAAGAGCAGAAGUUCCGAAACAGGAAGCUGCAGCUCGGUGACAGAACAAGCCAGGCCGGUUACGAAAAGUAGCAAACACGAGAAGCGAUUGAAUCACUCGAGGAGGACCCGAAGCGCAGACCGAGCCGAGUCGCACUACACUUAUAUAGAUUCUGGCUCGAGCAUACUCGGCGGCGGGAUUCGGGAGAACACUAUACCAGAGGCGCUGUACGCCACCAUCCCAGACACGCCGAACGCGAGCGCCAACGAAACCGGAAAUAGUCAAUUAAACGCGCAAAGUAGAUCGCAACCCGUUUACGCCAUUCCUUCUAUGGUGUCGCCGCCGCCCACCUAUGACGUGGCGAUUUCGAAAACGUGGCAGACCGGUUUGCCACCCACCUACGAGGAAUACCUGUGUCACAAGUACGCCAUGAUAUCGCGAUCGCACACGCCGCCUCCGCCGUGGUCAGACUCGACGACGACGACGACGACGACGACAACGACGCCGAACGUUCACGUGCGUCGCGAGCUGCUGGCCAGCCAGCCAGAGCUCAGGGAGUAUCUGGCGCAGUUGUCGCUUUCUCAGAACAACGAGAGGUCGAUCGGUCAUCACCACCAUCAUCAAGGGGCCGUUCUCAGAGACAGUAGCUACCUAUCGAACCAGCAGAUCUCGAGGGAGCAAGUGAGGACGCAACAACGCGCGCGAGCUAUGCCUCCCAGGUGA